This is a messenger RNA of Papaver somniferum (opium poppy), 1131 nucleotides long. RefSeq names its product ankyrin repeat-containing protein ITN1-like. Lineage: Eukaryota; Viridiplantae; Streptophyta; Magnoliopsida; Ranunculales; Papaveraceae. The transcript is spliced from 2 exons. Gene Ontology annotation, cellular component: plasma membrane. Bases 1 to 1131 code for a protein of 376 amino acids. The record is from RefSeq and is a predicted model, not a curated record. Gene Ontology annotation, molecular function: protein phosphatase 1 binding; protein phosphatase regulator activity.
AUGCCAUUACAUUUGGCAGUGAUUAAAGGUCAUAUCGAUAUUGUUAAGGAAUUUGUUAACGUUCAACCGGAUUUGACUCGGUUACUUACGAGUCAUGGUGAAACAAUAUUACAUCUUUGUGUGAAAUAUAAUCAGUUUGAAGCUUUUAAAAUUGUAGAGGAUGAGGAGCUUCUAAAGAGUAAAGACUAUGAAGGAAAUAGUGUGUUGCACCUUGCUGUUGCUUUGAGACACCUCCAGAUGAUAAACUAUUUGGUAGAGAGUAAUAAAGUUGAGGUAAAUACCCUGAAUGGAAAUGGUUUCACAGCUUUAGAUGUCAUUCUACAAUGUCCAGCUCAAUCAGGAGACCUGCUAAUAGGUGAGUCGACUCUUCGCAGUUUCGGAGCUAUAAGAUCUACCACUACCUUGCUGCCCUCCACAAUAAUAGCUACAUCCUCAAACCAAAUUGAACCCGUUAUGAUCGGCUCACAAACAAUCCUUAGCAGACCACUGAAUGAAAAGAAAAUAAAGAAGAAAGUUAUUAUGAAAAAAAUGAAUGCAAGUGAGGAAGAAGAUGAUGAUGAUGAUUUUGAAAACAAUCUUGACUUAAGACGCGAUGCAAACUCAUUAAUGGUGGUGGCUGUACUGAUAGCCACCAUGACGUUUGAAGCUGGAUUAAACCCACCUGGUGGAGAUUGUGUUAAACUAAUCAAUACUGCUAGUUCUAAUUGCACAAUCAACAAUUCAUUCUUCAACAGGAGUACAACUUUUGAAUCCCAGAUCUUUAAUGGCACCGAGAUAGGUAAUUUUAUAAAGCUGCCAGGAUUCAGCUAUUAUGUUUUUGAGUUGGUCGACACGAUAGGAUUUUUAUCAUCGUUGAGUGUCAUAGUUCUGAUUAUAUGUGGAUUUCCAUUCAAGCAAAGUUGUCUCAAGUGGACAUUAAUGGUUGUUAUGAUGAUAGCAAUGGCAUCCGUAGCUUUGUUAUUCAUGUUUUGGAUGUACGCGACUAACCCCAACCAUUAUGUUAUCCAGAGCUUCCCUGCUUUUUGGUUCCUAUUAAUUGUUUUGCUUGCAGUAUGGCAAUUAUUUAGUUUUGUGAUAUGGUUGUUCAAGAAAUUUGAAAGAGUGGCUUGUAAGAGACCUAGAGUACAUUAA